Toxotes jaculatrix (banded archerfish) is the source of this 1939-nucleotide messenger RNA. It is a transcript of the gene prkag3b, whose product is annotated as protein kinase, AMP-activated, gamma 3b non-catalytic subunit. The record is from RefSeq and is a predicted model, not a curated record. Bases 272 to 1552 code for a protein of 426 amino acids. NCBI's taxonomy places the organism in Eukaryota, Metazoa, Chordata, Actinopteri, Toxotidae. The transcript is spliced from 14 exons.
UACCACAGGCCUCUCACCCCUUAGUCCAGAUUUAGACCUCAGUCUUUCCCAGACAUUCAGACCCAGCUGUUCUGAGCUGAGUGGUGGUGCACCGAUUCCCUUGUCUCCCUUGUCCUUUGUGUCCAAUUCUUCCUUUCUUCCCUCCGUCUCCUCCUCUGUCGGUCUUCACUAUGCCUGGACUUUUUCACAACUUCUUUAUCUGACAUGGUAGCAGAUCUUCACAAAUGUCUCAGGUGGACAGUGUAUCGGAGGGUUGUAGUCUUUUGUUUUGAUGCCCAGGUUUUCCCCGGUCAACCUGGUUCCACGGAGGCAGACGUCCUGCUUCUCUUCCCCAGCCAUGGAGCCUCUUCUGGAGGUCCCGUUAUUUGAGAUGGACCAGGACGAGGAUGAGGACGAAGAUGUUCUCUCAAUGAAGAGCAGAGGUGGCUGUACAUACGCAACACAUGCUCUUGUGCCCCCUGUGGACACAGACCCUGACACGUUCAUAUACAUGAACUUCAUGAAGAGCCACUGCUGCUACGAUGCCAUCCCAACCAGCUCCAAACUGGUCAUCUUUGACACAACGCUACAGGUGAAGAAAGCUUUCUUUGCUCUGGUGGCUAAUGGUGUGAGGGCAGCGCCACUGUGGGACAGCAAGCUUCAGUGUUUUGUGGGUAUGCUGACCAUCACAGACUUCAUCAACAUCCUCCACCGUUACUACAAGUCUCCUCUGGUUCAGAUCUAUGAGCUGGAAGAACACAAGAUAGAGACAUGGAGAGAGAUCUAUCUGCAGUCCAUUAACAGGCUGAUCAGCAUCACUCCUGACUCCAGUCUGUUUGAUGCCAUCUACUCCCUGUUGAAGAAUAAGAUCCACCGGCUACCGGUCAUCGACCCAGCAUCAGGGAAUGUCCUCCACAUCCUCACUCACAAACGCAUCCUGAAGUUCCUCCACAUCUUUGGAUCCAUGAUUCCUAAACCCAGGUUUCUUCAAAAGCGGAUCAGUGAGGUGGGGAUUGGUACCUUUAAACAGAUUGCGACAGUCCAGGAAUCAGCCACUGUGUAUGAUGCUCUGACCGUUUUUGUAGAGAGAAGAGUGUCAGCGCUGCCUGUGGUCAAUGAGCAAGGUAAAGUGGUGGCGCUGUACUCCAGGUUCGAUGUCAUUAACCUCGCGGCCCAGAAAAACUACAACAACCUGAACAUGACAAUGCAGGAGGCUGUCGCCGCCAGAGCCUGCUGGGUGGAAGGAGUCCUCAAGUGUUAUCCUUACGAAACACUGGAGACCAUCAUUGACCGCAUUGCAAAGGCUGAGGUGCAUCGUUUGGUGUUGGUGGACAGUGACGAUGUGGUGAGAGGAAUUGUUUCUUUAUCUGACAUCCUACAAGCUCUGGUCCUCAGCCCUGCAGUGUUCUACGAAGUCCGACACCAACCCUCCACACUUUCUCCCGAACGUACCUCUUUCAUCAAUCAGCCAGCGUCGUCAUGCUGCAGUUCCUCCUCUGAAACCGCCAUGCCACCGGCACUUCUUAUCCAGCACAACUCAGAUAUUUAUGAGAGACCAUCCUUUCAAGACUGACGAAAACAAGAUCAAGUAAAACAACAUUAGGAGGUGGCAGAGCAGGAUCGUGGCCCAGAAGUUACUGGUCUCUGUCCCAGGCUAGAGGAAAAAUACAGGAAAGAAAAGUGAAAGCAGAAACAUGUUGAGUUCCUCUAUGAGCUCAAAUAAUGUGCUCUUUACGGAGCAAUUUAUAUCCAAGUGAAGCUGCUCAGUGGUCAUUGAUGGAAGACUGUGGUUGUGCUGGAAAGCUGCCAGUGUUGAACUGUAUCAUGGGAGAUUCUGUAAAACAGCGACAGACUGACGACGGUGACUACAGAAUCAAAAUUCAGGUUAUUUUACAAUCUGUGUUACUUGGAAACUGAGUUGCUCAUAAGACAUGAUUAAAAAAAAAAGUGAUGUCAUGUU